Chlorella variabilis is the source of this 789-nucleotide messenger RNA. RefSeq lists its product as hypothetical. Lineage: Eukaryota; Viridiplantae; Chlorophyta; Trebouxiophyceae; Chlorellales; Chlorellaceae. The record is from RefSeq and is a predicted model, not a curated record. The coding region runs from base 1 to 789 and encodes 262 amino acids. The transcript has a single exon. Gene Ontology annotation, molecular function: protein binding.
AUGUACGCCGCCAACACCUGCACAUUUUGCCCCAAGGGCCGCGAGACCAAGCUGGCGACGGGCGCAGCAACCUGCAUAGCCUGCAUCCCCGGCACCACCCUCGUCUCCACUUCUGACCUCAACUGCACGGCGUGUGCACCUGGCGAGUACGCCGACAAGCAGGGCUCCUCAGGCCCCUGCAAGAAGUGCCCCAAGGGCUACGGCGUCGCUGAUGAGGGCAACAGCGCCUGCGACGUCUGCGGCCCCGGCACCUACCAGGACGAGGAGGGCCAGGUUGGGUGCAACGACUGCCCUGUGGGCACCUACACCGAGAUGACCGGCAGCACCGAGCUAGAGGCCUGCCUGCCCGCCCCCAAGGGCAACUACGCCCCAGGCACAGGCAACGACGGCUUCAUCCCCUGCGAGGGCGGCACCUACCAGGACGAGGAGGGCCAGGGUGCGUGCAAGCCCUGCCCGCCGGGCAACCAGUGCCCUGCGGGGUCGGUGGAGCCCAAGAAGUGCCGCCCUGGCUUCUAUGCCGACAGCCGGCAGCCCUUCUGCAAGGAGUGUGCCAAGGGCACGUACCAGGACAAGGAGGGACAGCGCGCCUGCAAGCCCUGCCCCGCUGGUAGCUACUGCCAGGCCACCAAGAUGGCCACCCCCACGGCCUGCCCGGCUGGCAAGUUUGGCGUCAAGUUCUCCUCCAUCACCCCCAACGACUGCCAGGCUUGCCCCAUCAACGUGAGUGUGUGGCACUAUUCUGAGCUGGCACCGAUUGUUGCUAUGCGCGCACCACAGCACUUUUGUUGA